This is a messenger RNA of Acaulospora colombiana, 377 nucleotides long. The record is from the annotation of a GenBank genome assembly. NCBI's taxonomy places the organism in Eukaryota, Fungi, Glomeromycota, Glomeromycetes, Diversisporales, Acaulosporaceae.
UUUGCUGGUUUACUCUCCUCGCCUUCGCCCUCGCCUCUCCCUCAUGCUCUUGUUACCCCAAAUACACGUUUCUACGGGGAAUUUAGGACCCCUGGACUUGGUAUUUCCUGUCUCCCAGCGCUUGAGGCGUACAGGGUUGUACAAUCUCGCCAUUCUUCGCCGGCCAGUUAUCUAUACCCCGUACAUGAAAAUGGUUACCUGAAAGUACUCGUGAUCCUCGAAGGAUACGAACAUGUUUACCGACUUCCGCGUAUCUCCGCGCCGCCGCCCCUACGCCCUAGUGCUGACAGAGCGCUAUUACACAGGAUGGACCCUCCGACGCUGCAGAUACACCUACUUGGAGUAAAUAAUUCCACGAUAAUUGGGAUAAUAAUCGG